This is a messenger RNA of Oncorhynchus gorbuscha (pink salmon), 534 nucleotides long. RefSeq names its product translocase of inner mitochondrial membrane 8 homolog B (yeast) (gene timm8b). NCBI's taxonomy places the organism in Eukaryota, Metazoa, Chordata, Actinopteri, Salmoniformes, Salmonidae. The record is from RefSeq and is a predicted model, not a curated record. The coding region runs from base 116 to 385 and encodes 89 amino acids. The transcript has 2 exons.
UGGUAACGGAGCAAACUACAACAAAUCACUGAGCAAAAAACGCACGAGUCUACAGAGGUCAUUCUCCGCUCUACUGGUUGAAUUAACCCGACUGUAACCAAUCCCUGUUACUGCAAUGGACGGCUUUGAUUUAAAUUCGUCAGAAAAGGCCGAUGCUUCAGAGCUCCAAAGGAUGAUCGCAAUUGAACAACAGAAAGCGCAGUUUCAGGCUCAGGUGCAUAACUUCACAGAUGUCUGCUGGGACAAGUGCAUGGAGGGGAGCCCGAGUUCAAAACUGGAUUCACGGACAGAGACUUGCCUCGUGAACUGUGUUGACCGCUUCAUUGACACUACCUUGUCUAUAACCAACCGGUUCACGCAGAUGGUGCAGAAGGGUGCCCAUUGAUGGGAGCUAGAGUAUGGGAAAUAGACUCUGUUUUAUUUUGUAAAAGAACUGUGCAUUAUGUUUUCCUUUAUGUCUCGAACCCCUAACACCAUUGCCUAAUAUUCUGAUAUGCCACAGUACAAUUAUUAAAGAGGUAGGCCUAAAUUGGA